AAUGGAAUUUUAAUGCUGUCAAUGUUAGAUUGAAUUCAAUUAAGCAAGUCAUUCUCCAUUUGUUUUACCAAGUUGUGGACAUUCAGUUUGCUAUUAAUGUGUUCAUUAAUAUAUAUCUGGAGAUCAAACCUUAAAAUGUAACGAAGAUGGGUAUCUAUUAAUAUUAUUUAAGAAUUGAAUGUAAUGUUCAUAGAGAUCAAAAAUGCUUUCCUUAAAAUUAAAGCAUUUUAACUAUGCUUAAAAAGGCUUAAUAAUCAUCAAGGCAAUAUUUACCAACUUUUAAUACUCCUGAUGAUCAACAAAUUACAAAUUCUACUAAAGAUGUGGCUUAAUAUUACUCUGAAAAAUCUACAUCAUAAUUUACAUUCACAGAAGCUAUCCCAAAGACUUCCAUAUGCUAAUUACAUCAAAAAGAAUUAGAACUUAUAUGUCAGGAAGAUGGUUAAUGCAUUUGUGUUAACUGUGCUUUAUUUGGCCCUCAUAAAUUCCAUAAUUAUCUUCCUAUUGAUUAGUUCUGGAAAUAAAUAGAAUUUACUGUUAAUGAAAUAUCUUGUUUAUAUAAAUAAAUUCAAACUGAAAGAAAUAAUAAAGAAUAACUAUAAUAAUUAUUAUAAUUAGGAUUUAAUCAAUAAUAAUGUUGCAUCAAAUCUAAAAUUGAAUUAUACUUUAAUGAUUUAAAUAAAUAAAUUGAAGAAAUCAAGAACCAAACUCUAUAGAAAAUAAAUUAGGCUUAUGAAAAUUCAUAAGAAAUCAUUCUCAAUAAAAUAGAUUUUGAAUUUUCACAAUUAUAAGGUGAAGCAGAUUAAUGGCUUAAUUAAGCUAGUUAUUAAUUAAGCCAAUUAGUGGAUGAAUCAUAAUAAUCUAAAUUUAGAAAGUUUGACUAAAUCAUUAUUAAUUCUGGUUAAACUAUAUUGAAAUAAUUUAAUCUUAUCAAAGAAUCAAUAACUAUUUUAAUUGAUUCAACUUAGAAAUCUCAUGAAAUCUAGGUACCAAUUUAAGUAAUUUCUAAUUAUAUUUCUUAAUUAAUGGGAUUAAAUAAUAAAAAAUUAGAAGUUGGUAAGUAAGAUUCUCUAUUGCCUAUAUCUUCAAAUCUGUCUGAUAAGAAUAUAUUAAAUGAAUAAUCUGAUUAUUUAUUAGAUGAUAAAUAACCUUAAAAUGAAAUAAUUAAAAUACCAGAAAAAAAACCCUUAUAAAUUGAAAUUGUAAGAGGUAAAAGAAAUUCAGAAGUAUUUUCUCAAUAACCUACAUAACCAGCUUCACCUGCAUUUGAUAUAUCUAAGUAGAUCAACUUUAAUUCAGUCUAGUCAUAACAUACUAGAUUAAAAGAAAGAUGUGCUACUUUAUCAAAUAGUGAGAUGAUUGAUACUUCAUUAAUAUAAAAGUCUUCAAAAUUUAGUAACAGUAAUUAAAAUAGCAAUUAAAAAUAACAUAAAAGAUUUACUAACAACUAAAAAAUGAAUGAAAAAUUAUCUAAUACUUUAACUAUCAUUCAUUAAGAUAAAAAUGAAAUUGUAGAUUUAAGUUAGAUUGGUAUCAUUUUUUUUUAAUCUAGAUUUUAAUGAUUAAAUUAUCUAAAUUCUUGGAGAAUAUUUAAAAGGUACUUAAAAUAUUAAAGUCUUGAAAUUAAGUAAAUGCUUGUUAGUUGAUGAAUUAUUUCACAAAUUACUCUUAAAUUUAUAAGAAUCCAAGUAAAAUAUAUUUUUCAAAAUUUAGAAUUCAUACUUUCCAUCUUUAAUAAAAUUUAUUAACUGAAAAAUGUCUUGAUUUUAUUUUAGUUCUUUUAAAAUAAAAUCCUCAAACUUAAUUGAGAUUAUUUUAUUUGAACCAAAAUUCAUUAAUAGCAUCUAAAGCGAAAAAAAAAAUUGAUGAACUCAAGAAAUAUGGUGUCUAAAUAUCAAUAUGA
This is a messenger RNA of Paramecium sonneborni, 1903 nucleotides long. The record is from the annotation of a GenBank genome assembly. NCBI's taxonomy places the organism in Eukaryota, Ciliophora, Oligohymenophorea, Peniculida, Parameciidae.